Messenger RNA from Ectocarpus siliculosus, 411 nucleotides. Lineage: Eukaryota; Phaeophyceae; Ectocarpales; Ectocarpaceae. The record is from the annotation of a GenBank genome assembly.
AUGAUAGUACUUACUCCUCUUCCCAUCGCGCCCCAACUCUCGUGUGACCGACAAUUUGCGUUCCGUUCCAACCAAGACGCUGACGAUGCCUUUUUGGAGCGGCCUUGGUCGUUCGGCUACGAAGACAAGUGGGAUGCUUUCAUGAGAAGGGCUUCCCACGAGUUUGCCGCUAAGGUCCCGUACAUGGUCGUGCCCGGAAACCACGAGGCUGAGUGCCACAGCCCCGCGUGCCUCUCCUCUCCGCGGAGACUCAACGUGAGUUGUAUGCCCGUCACCUUGCGCGCGCCUGCACACACGUGCACGCUCGCCUGCCGAAGAACAUGUUGUUCGUGCGACCGUGUGGUGUACGGUUUUCGAUCAUCAGCUUGGUGUUGGUGUCCGAAUGCCAUGCUUUUUUUUCGGGUAAUGUAG